Momordica charantia (bitter melon) is the source of this 1460-nucleotide messenger RNA. RefSeq names its product anthocyanidin 3-O-glucosyltransferase 7-like. NCBI's taxonomy places the organism in Eukaryota, Viridiplantae, Streptophyta, Magnoliopsida, Cucurbitales, Cucurbitaceae. Gene Ontology annotation, molecular function: quercetin 3-O-glucosyltransferase activity; quercetin 7-O-glucosyltransferase activity. The record is from RefSeq and is a predicted model, not a curated record.
AUGGCUGCAGUGGAAGCAUCAGGCAAUAACAACAAGAAAAAGAAGAAGAAAAAAGACCCCAUUUUUUCUCUAUCAAUGGAGGUGGCGAGAAAGCAUCAUCAAUGGCAGCAUGAGGUGCUGGUUCUGGCAUUCCCCUUCGGCAGCCAUCCGGGUUGUCUUCUCGGGCUGAUCAGAAAGCUCGCCGACGAAGCUCCGGCCGUGAAGUUCUCCUUCUUCAACACGGCCAGGUCUAACGUGGUCAUUUUCAAGGACGGCGGACGAAACGACAACGUUUUUCCUUACAGCGUCGGCGAUGGCUUGCCGGAGAGCUACGCGAACGGAGGGGGAGUGCCGGCGGAGGCGGCGGAGUUAUUUCUGAAGGCGGCGCGUGGGAAUUUUAGGAGCGCGAUCGAGGCGGCGGCGGAGGAGGAGGUGGAGGUUGGAGGGGUGGUGAGCGACGCGUUUCUGGGGUUCGCCGGAGAGAUGGCGGCGGAAAUGAAGGUGCCGUGGGUUCCGGUAUGGGUUCCGGGGCUACGGAGUUUGGUUCUUCAUCUUCAUACGGAUUUAAUUCGCCAAAAACUGGCGGAUUUUGGUAUGUCGGGAGAUGAUGAAGAGAAAGUUAUCAACUUCCUCCCUGGCUUUUCAGAAAUACGUAAGAUUGACUUACCUGAAGGCAUAUUGCAUGGAGACUUAGAAUCACCCUUUGCAGUCAUGUUACAUAAAAUGGGGUCUCAUCUUCCAAAAGCCUCUGCCAUCGUCGUGAAUAGCUUCAAAGAGGCCGAGCCUGAGAUGUUCGACAUACUAAAACCAAAGCUGCAAAAACUUCUCACUACCGCACCGAUUAACCUAACAUCACCGACAUCAAUAAUCUCCGACGAACAUGGCUGUCUCGAAUGGUUGGACAAGCAAAAACCUAAAUCCGUGGCGUACAUAUGCUUCGGUACAUUCAUAGCACUCCCACCUCACGAGUUAGCAGCCCUGGCCGAGGCGCUAGUCGAGAGCGGAGUUCGUUUUCUCUGGUCAUUUAGGGGCAACCCUAAGAAAAGUUUCUCUGAGGACUUUCUUCAAACAGUUGAUGUACAAGGAAAGUUGGUGCCAUGGGCUCCCCAAACAAGAGUGUUGGCACAUCCUUCAGUUGGGGUUUUUAUAGCUCAUUGUGGAUGGAACUCUGUUUUGGAGACUAUAAUGGCAGGUGUGCCUAUGAUAUGCAGGCCCUCUAUUGGGGACAAUGGCCUCAACACAAGGACAAUGGAGUUCGAGUGGAACUGUGGCUUAGGACUUGAAAAAGGAAUCUUUACAAAAGAGGGAGCAAUGAAGGCAAUGGAGUCAAUCUUAGAUCCCCAAAAAGGAGCUAAAAUAAGAACAAAUCUUAAAGCUCUCAGAGAUUUGGCAUUUCAAGCUGUCGGACCUGAGGGUAGUUCAACUAAAAAUUUUAAUGUCUUGGUCGAGUUACUCACCAAGUAACUGUAGUUAUUUCUCUU